Molecule: messenger RNA, 3546 nt
Organism: Ceraceosorus guamensis
Lineage: Eukaryota; Fungi; Basidiomycota; Exobasidiomycetes; Ceraceosorales; Ceraceosoraceae
Exons: 5
Coding region: 190-3465 (1091 amino acids)
Biological process (GO): septin ring organization; intracellular signal transduction; establishment of cell polarity
Cellular component (GO): cytoplasm; division septum; mating projection tip
Molecular function (GO): guanyl-nucleotide exchange factor activity; protein binding
Source: RefSeq, a predicted model, not a curated record
AUCAGCAAGGCUCGAACAGCAACAUCAAAGGAAAAGAGAGGUAUCAGCUCAGCUUGAUCUUCAUCUUACUCGAGCAUACAGCACAGUGCUACUUGACGACACCACACCGGUUCGCCUUCCCUGCUCACCACCGACACUUCUGUGAGCUCUCAGCGAAGUCCAUUGACUCCGACAUUCGUCGAGUUAAAGAUGGCUGCGACAGCAUCAGCUUUCCGCCCGGGCCGCAAGCAGAGCGUUAGUGGAGGAUCGGUACCCUUCGGUGACCCGUCAGGGUCGGGAGCAACAGGGAUGGCACCGUCCCCCGUGCCAAGUCUUCCUCACGCCUUUGUAGGGAGUACCGGACCGCACAGCAGCAUGGGAGGAUUGAGCGUUCCAGGUAGACCUGGAUUUGGAGGAGCGGGAGGACACAGCUCCAAUAGUAUGGACGGAGGCAUCGGCUCGAGUCUGAUGUCUGGACCAGGUGGCGCCGCUUUGAUGAGCGGAGCACCAUUGGCCGCAAACACCAUUGCGAACAAGCCUGCUGUGGCGGCUGGCAGUCUCUAUCAAGCAUGUCUGGCUUUGAGAGAUAGACUCUGGCUUGUAGAAGGCUUUGGCGAGUCGUUCUUGAGCGAAUCUGUCGCAGCUGGGAACGCGACAUCUAGCCCUCCACGGGAUGGAGCUACAGCUCUCAGACCAGUGCAAUCGACCGACGUAGUAUCACAACUUUGGCAACUCUUCCGACUUGGUGCACCGCUCUGCGCUCUGUUCAACAGACUGGGCCCGAGAGCUCCGCUGACAAUCAACCCCGGCGCAAAUCCUAGCAAUGCGAACGAAUGCAAAAAGCAAGUAGCGAAGUUCAUCAUUGCGCUGCAGAAUGAGCUUAGUUGGGAUCCAGACGACUGUUUCACAGUCACUCAGCUCUACCUCAGCGAUACGAAUGGAUUUGUCAAAGUCGUACGAUGCAUUUCCAAGCUUUUGGACGUCUUCGAGGCCAGGGGGCUCCUGGUGGAGUCUGCACAUGCCCCUUCGUCGGCCCUUGACGAUGUUACCAAGCCCAAUGAUGAGCGCGCUUGGAUCGUCCGAGAAUUGCUUGACACUGAACGCAAGUACGUGCAGGAUCUUGAGGUAAUGCAAAACUACGCGCGGGCACUCGGCCAGAACGAUAUUCUGCCUCCAGACACCAUUCACAACCUCUUUGGCAACCUCAAUACGCUGGUAGAUGUGAACCGUCGCUUCUUAAUUUGUAUUGAAGAGAAUGCCAGAAGACCGCCGGACGAGCAGCAUUUUGGACACGUCUUUCAGACCAUGGAACAAGAAUUCUCUGUGUACGAACCUUUCUGUGCGAAUUACGCGCAAGCUCUGGACAUCAUCAGCGCAGAGGCUCUCAAUAUCCAGCGAUUGAGAGCAUUGCCAGCAGCAGAGGGUUGCUAUUUGGAUCCUUCGUAUGAGCUGCCGACGUUCUUGAUCAAACCAGUGCAGCGCAUCUGCAAGUAUCCGUUGCUCCUCGAGCAAUUGCAGAAGAAGACGUCACCCCAAGCACCCAUUUACAAAGAACUGGUCGAUGGCCUGCAGGUCAUCAGGCGAAUCACCGACAAGGUCAACGAGACCCGAAGGUUGCAGGAGAACAUCCAGAUUCUUCGAGAGCUGGAAUUGAGAGUCGAGGACUGGAAAGGCCAUUUGGUUAGCUCCUUCGGACCUUUGCUGCUAUCGGACGUGUUCGUGGUCUCCAAGAGCGACACUGAGCGCGAGUACCAUGUCUACUUGUUCGAGAGAAUAUUGCUGUGCUGCAAGGAAAUCCUACCUAAUCAGCCAAACAAGAAGAAUUCGAAGAGCAACAGUCUUCUCAAGCAGAAGACGACCGCUGCACAGACGCCGCCCGGCAAGAAGCCCAAGACAACGCUGCAACUCAAAGGGCGCAUCUUCAUGGCCAACGUGUCCGGGGCCAAAGCGCACUCCAAAGUUGCUUCUGUAUCUGGCCUCCCAGGAGGUUCACAUGCCUUGCAGGUAUGGUGGAAAGGAGACGUUGGACACGAGUCUUUCAGCCUCAAGUGCAAGAACGAGGAGCAGCUCAAGCAGUGGCUGUCUGCGCUGAACAGGUGCAUCGAGCUCGAGGCCGCCCGCAAAGCCGAUCAGCUGAAGCGAGGCAUCUUGUCACCCGCUCAAAAUAUGACUGGAACUGGAGCUGGUCUGAAUGGCAGACGGUCUACAGCAGGCUCGGCCGGACCCGCAUCGCACUUUCCUCAGACUCCUCUGACUGAGAUGGGUACCGGAUUCCCAUUUACGCGUGCUGAUAGCCAGAUGAGCUACCAGAGCAGAAUGGACAGCGGCGAGGUAGACUACGAUACGAUCGAGGGCUUGCGAGACCAUGCCAACCCAUCUGGCUUCGCAGGUGGCCGUUCCACGCCACUCGGAGGCCGCUACUCCACUCCGGCUGAGCACCGAGAUCGGCAGAUCUCUUUCACGUCUUCAGAUGGCAGACCAAGGGCUAGGACGGAGGACCAAGAUUCGUCAGUCUUGACGCAGUGGCGCUCCCAUUCACCGGCUGUUCCCUUGCCCGGCCGGCAGUCCACGUCCUCCAGCGGUAGCGCUGGAGCGAGCGUUGCAGCUGCAGCAGUGACUGCGUUGCAAGAGCGAGAGCAACAACUUCGCAAAGCGUCAAGCAGCCGACAGCUUCGAGCGCCGGGCUACCCACAUGCACAGGGUCCAGCGCAGACAGGGUUCCACCGACCUGCAAGAGCUGGAGGGGAUGUCGCUGCCCGACAUGAAGCUGGAGAUCUUGUGGAGCAUCUUGAUCACCUCACGAUGCGAACAAGAGCUGAUUCUACUGCACACGCAAUGGAGAGUAGCAAUGCGAAUGGAGGCGGCGUCCAUGGCAGAAGCAGGUCUGCGAGCAAUCCCAUGGCGUUCAGCGCACCGGGCGCUACCGAGCCACCUCCACCUGUGCCUCGCGCUCCAUACCCGCCGCACCUGGUGAACGUGGGACUUGCAGAGCCACAAGCGAUCCGAGCGCCGAACCAUUACAUGAACGGCCAAGACAAGCGCAUUAGCUCCUCCAGUAUCUCAACCAUGGACUCAGUGCACUCCAUCGGAUCUGUACCAGGAUCAACAGCUGCAAGUUCUCCGGUCACGCACGGACCUUCCAGCAAUGGCUUGUCAUCUUCGCGCUCGACUGCCAACUCCACACCUACUCAACACGCGCAAAAUCAGCACUCCAAUGCCGUUAAGCUCGUGGUCCACUACCGCGACGAAACGUUCGUGGUCGUGGUGCUGGCGACAACGAGCUUGUUGGGCCUCAUGGAUAAGCUCGCCAAGAAGAUGCGCGACAUUGAUGGGCGCAAAGUCGAUCCGCAAGCCAUUCGCAUACGCUACAUCGAUGAUGAAGGCGAUCGCGUCGCCAUGCAGGCCGAAGACGACGUGCAGAUGGCCUUUGACCAAGCUAGAAACUCAGGGGGAGACGUGCAGUUGAUUGUGACGGUCCAGGUCUAGAUCUCCCCACCAGACCUUACAUCUUGUGAUCUGCACUCGGCAACACGUCCCCGGAUCUCUCAGCAAUACCCCAAAAUCUGG